This is a messenger RNA of Aspergillus oryzae RIB40, 765 nucleotides long. RefSeq lists its product as uncharacterized. Bases 1 to 765 code for a protein of 254 amino acids. The record is from RefSeq and is a predicted model, not a curated record. The transcript is spliced from 2 exons. NCBI's taxonomy places the organism in Eukaryota, Fungi, Ascomycota, Eurotiomycetes, Eurotiales, Aspergillaceae.
AUGGCCCCAGCAGCAACUAAUGUCCCUACGACACCACCAAGAGUGGUUGGGCCAGCUACUAAAAAGGCAACACGCCCGACCAACCAGCUCCCUCAAUCUAUGAUUGAUGAAGCACGAAUGGUGAGAAAGGAAGCCUUUGAUCCGAAAGUCCACCUGAACUACGACCCCCCAAGAAGGAUUUAUACGAUGAAGGAGAUCGGCAAUGUGAACAUCUCGUUUGGUGAUGGUACUACUGCUACGUGGAAUAGAACUACAGAUAGCGAGGACGGAACAUCUGCUGUUGCCUGGCAUUACGAUAGCUUUCCCUUUGUGUGCGUGACGAUGCUAUCGGACUGCAAUGGCAUGGUUGGCGGAGAGACUGCCCUUCGGAGACCCGACGGCCACAUCAUGAAAGUUCGCGGUCCAGCAAUGGGAACUGCUAUGGUGCUACAAGGGCGAUACAUUGAGCAUCAAGCGCUCAAAGCCGUCGGUGGCCGUGAGCGGAUUAGUAUGGUCACUUCGUUCCGACCCAGAUCGCCUAUAAUUAAAGAUGAGACUGUGCUCACUGGUGUACGUGGAAUCAGUGAUCUAAGUACGUUGUACAGUCAGUAUACAGACUACAGGCUGGAACUCCUAGAGGAGCGUCUUCGACUUAUGUUGAAGGAGGAGCGACGCCGUCAGAUUGCAAAUCACCCAUUUGAUCUCCCUAAGGUCAGGAAGUUUCUAGUUGAGCAGAAGGAGUUCUUGGAUUCUAUGCUCGAGGAGCUUAUCGAGGUGCAUGAUUAG